AUGGCUCUCGUCUUUCCUCGCAAAUACCUGACCAUUUGGGUAUUGGUGGAGAUAACCGACUUGUGGGUGGUGAUGUCGAUGUUACACGAGAAAUAUGUUAGCUCAUUUCAAAAACCACUCAAAAAGUCACAGAUCACCAUGUCUCUGGUAGUGAUGAGCAUUCUCGGUCUCUUCACCAGCUUUUUCUUCAUUAUACAAGGUGGCUUUCUGCACAUUCUUGGUAGUAGCAAAAGCGUGCAAAGAUGCGACUUUGAUUCUCGGAUUCCUACAGCUCGUCACAGUCGCGUACAUCUAUGGGUUCAAAAGGUUUUC
Molecule: messenger RNA, 312 nt
Organism: Cooperia oncophora
Lineage: Eukaryota; Metazoa; Nematoda; Chromadorea; Rhabditida; Trichostrongylidae
Source: the annotation of a GenBank genome assembly